AUGGCCGAGAACGCUUUCCUUAUCCGAAAGACGACGACUGCCGAUGUGGCAAAGCUCCCCGCCGUAGAGCGUUCUGCUGCAAAGGCCUUUCGCAGCAUCCCAGAGCUGGCCUGGAUCGCAGACGACGAUCCCCAAACGGCCGCACGGCACCUCGAGCUGAUGGAGAGCGGCGUGUCUUGGGUCGCCGUGCCGGACUCGGGCGGCGGCGAGUCAUUGCUAGCAGACGGCCACGGCCCGAUCGGCUUCCUCAAUGGCCGGCUUCUCAAUGGCUUCCUGCACAUCUGGGAAAUGUCAGUCGACGAAAGGUGCCAGGGUCGAGGCAUCGGGAAACGGCUCCUGCAGACGGCCGUCGACCAUGCCAGGCAGCGGAACUACAAGGGCCUGACGCUGACGACGUUCCUCGACGUGCCCUGGAACGACGGCUUCUACAAGGCGCGUGGCUUUGUGCUGCUCGCGCCGCAACAUGUUUCUCCGCCCCUGAACCUCAGCAGGUACGCAGAAGGAGACAUCCAGCCACUCAUCACUGUCAGCUUCGUUGGCGAUAAGCACACCAAUGCAGGCUUCACGUGA
This is a messenger RNA of Akanthomyces muscarius, 570 nucleotides long. RefSeq lists its product as uncharacterized. NCBI's taxonomy places the organism in Eukaryota, Fungi, Ascomycota, Sordariomycetes, Hypocreales, Cordycipitaceae. Bases 1 to 570 code for a protein of 189 amino acids. Gene Ontology annotation, molecular function: acyltransferase activity, transferring groups other than amino-acyl groups. The record is from RefSeq and is a predicted model, not a curated record. The transcript has 2 exons.